Miscanthus lutarioriparius is the source of this 1722-nucleotide messenger RNA. NCBI's taxonomy places the organism in Eukaryota, Viridiplantae, Streptophyta, Magnoliopsida, Poales, Poaceae. The record is from the annotation of a GenBank genome assembly.
AUGGGGUGUGUGUCGUCCAAGACCCUGGCGAAAUCGAGGAGCUUUUCGAGAAGCUCCACCUCGUCGGCUAGGAAAGCCAAGGAGCCUGCCAAGGUGCAUAGCCCCGCGACGGCGCCGGCACCAGCCGAGCCGGCGGCCAAGAUCGAGACGAUCGACGUGUCAGAGCUGCUCGCCAGUCUAGAGGAGGAAGAGGGCUGCACGGCGGAGCAAGCGCGGGAACGGUGGCAAAGCAGUCGCGACGAAGACGACGCUCCGUGGUCCGCGUCGGACGGGAGAGCGAGGAGCUUCCACACGGUGGUGUUCGACGCGAUGGUACUGACGCAGCAACAGCAGACGCAGAGCGAGAGCGGCUCGCCGUCGGAAGGACCGACCGCGCUGGCAACCGAACAGGAGGAGCUCGCUACAGCCACGGCGGCGACGGCCUCGACCGCGGAGGCAGAGCUAUCAGGCGGGUCCGGAUCGAACGCCGUCGUUGGAGCCAAGAGGUGGUUGAGGCGCGGCAACGGGCGAAGAAUGAAUGUCUUGCGGCGGCGUUCGACUUCUCCAUCUCCAAGUCCGGCAACUGCUGGGGGCCCGGGCUGCGCUUGGUAUGGCGAGAUCUUCUCGCCGGGCUCCUACGUCCACGCCCGGUUGGGGACGUCGUCGCCGGUGGCCUUGGAGGAGCUGUCGGCGGCAGCAGCGAUAGCGACAUGCGCUGUUUUGACCGGUUGUCAAAAUCGAGACUCUAAAUCAGAUCAAAGGCCUAAGAUCACAAUAAUAGGAUCGCAAACCAAUGUUUUUGAGGCGUCGCCUAGGCGAAAAGGCGUGGUCGAGGGCCUGGGCGUUGGGGUCGCCACGACCUCAGCGUUGCGGGAGAAGAGCUUUUGGAAAGGAAAGAAAGGAACGUGGGCUCAAGAAUUGGCAACAAACGAGGUGUGGCUCUUGGCCCUUGUUGUCCUACCAGCCAGAUCAAAUAUUUAUAUGCGGUUUGGUUUGGUAGUAUUCCUGGCCCUUCUUUCAAUGUGGAUUUUACCAAAACAUGUUUGGAAGGAUCAACUUGGAAGGGUUGCUCUCCUUUCAGGAUUCUUAUUCAUCAUGCUGGGAUUUGGUGCUGAUGGUGCGCCUUCAUUAGUCCAGACGAGAACGCCUCCACCUUCUGUUGUAGGCAUACCGAACAUUCCUUGCUCCACAAGUGGGUAUUCUUACACAAUCUUGAAACUGGGACCACUGCAAUUUACAAGGAAAGGCCUAUCUGUAGCAAGUACUUCAGCAAGCCUCUCCUUUGCGAUAUUCCAAAGUGCAAGUCUCUGCUUGACAACAACCACUCCCGAGCAGCUUGCCUCUGCUUUGUGGUGGUUUAUGAUUCCACUGAAGCAUAUUGGUGUGCCAGUACCUGAGAUAAUACUUACACUACUACUCUCAUUGAGGUUCAUCAAUUUAGUAUUUGAUGAGGUUCGCAACUCAGCUCUAGCGAUUGUAGCACGCCGGAUAAAUUGGAAAAAGCUGACAGCUAUGGAAACUAUAGAUAUUUUCUUCAACUAUGUCCGGCGGAUAUUCAAAAAUAUAUUUGAUCACGCAGAGCAAAUAUCCAAGGCAAUGGUAGCUCGAGGAUUUCGUGGCAAUCCAAGCAAUCACAAGAUCUACUUUCUUUCAGAAUCAUCAUUUGGAAUUGCGGAUCUCUUUUCAUUGCUUUGCCUAUUUGCUGUAGUGAGCUUGGCUUCCUUUUCUGACCAGUUGGUUUGA